AUGGGUUCAGAUUCAGACAAGGAAUGCUUCGACAAGUCCGGACCCAAGCAUAUUUCUGAGAUUGACUGGGGCAACGAGGGCCACCGUCGGUGCAUCACCGCCUGCCUUGUGAGAGCCACUUACAUUCUGGAGAGCGAUCGAACCAAGGGGAGGCAGGACACACCCGGGGCGCGCGCGCCGGCGUGGUGGAGGAGCUUCCACCUGCGCCUGCAUAGAAGCCCUCCUGUGCGCCACCAGCCUCCGGCUCCACCUCCACACUUCAUUGUUGCCUUCCGGGGCACCAAACUACGGGUGAUUCCGGAUAUCAAAGACGACAUCAGCAUCAUCCUCAACCUGCAGGACACAUGCAUUCGCUUCCGCAAGGCACGCGAGCAUGUCGCGGAGCUCCUCCUGGAGGCCACCGGCAUCAGCGGAAGCGGCGGCGUCGUGUGGCUUGCGGGGCACUCGCUUGGCGCGUCGGUGGCGCUGGACGUGGGGCGCGACCUGGUGAUCCGUAGGGCGCUCAACCUCCCGACCUUCCUCUUCAACCCGCCGCACGUAUCGCUGGCGCCUGUCGCCACCGCGUUAGCUGCACAUGUCGGAGGUGGCCAAGCUUGA
Molecule: messenger RNA, 597 nt
Organism: Setaria italica (foxtail millet)
Lineage: Eukaryota; Viridiplantae; Streptophyta; Magnoliopsida; Poales; Poaceae
Product: GDSL esterase/lipase At4g10955-like
Exons: 3
Coding region: 1-597 (198 amino acids)
Source: RefSeq, a predicted model, not a curated record